AGAAAACAUUUAACGUCAACAAAACAUUUCAUUCGACUAUCUGGAGGUCACUUACUAUGCAAUAUAAAAUAUAUGCAGAAAAUUAAUUCCAAGUUGCCAUGAAGGAUGUCAGACUAUAAAAGACAACGUGGGAGAUUGGAGUAUAGAAUAAAAGUCAGCUAUAAUAAAACAAUGUUUUUUUCUAUAAUUACAACAUUUUCCCAAUAUACGCUACCUACACUUUGGAAAACUAAAACGUUAUUUAUUGAACGCACUGUAUAUUUCUAUUUACUUAAAUACUUAUUAUUAUACUAAAUACAUUUACUAUACACAUGCAUAUAUGUAUAUUAUUGUGUUACAUGAAAAUAAUGUGAGAUGCAUUAAAGCACUAAUUACAUUUUAAUUAUGAAAGUCAAUGUUGAAAACAAUAUCAAUACACACUUCAACCAAUUUAAACGCCAAUGACAUCAUCGUAAAAAAACUAGUUACUUUUUAUGGUCUGUUUCUUUUAAAGAUAGAGAAUAAGAAAAUAGGGCAGACUCAAAUUUUGAAUACCUUUGUAAUUCCAAUUUAUUUUAAGUUUGUCAUUAACGAGUAAAGUAAAACUUAGCCCAUAAAUUCGGGCGGCAAUCGAACAUUAAAUACUUAUUGUAUAUUGCAAAUAUCAGUUUGAGUUAUCGUAUAACCAAAAAAGUAGGGCCCAAAAUUAGACUUAAAAUAUUAUAACCAAUUGUUACUAAGUUAUAUUGUAAUUGCUAAUUUCCCAACAAAUAAUGCAUGAGUAGCAGACGAUGUCAUUAGCAACAUUAUUAACCUACGUCAUUCCUUUGUAUAAAAGUCGGUUACAAUUCGCUUAUUAAACUAGUUUGCCUUGGAAUUAUGGACGACGCCAAAGGAAUUGUAUAUUCAUUUUAUAAAGUACAAUAUUUAUUUUUCAAGUUGUUAGGACUCUUCGAUUUGCCCGCGCACUACUCAUCAUUUUGGCAUUAUAUGUAUAAACUGUACUUUUGGCAUGUAGCGAUCUUUUGGAUGCUACUUUUCGAUAUCAGCAUGUGGAUUAAAAUAGUCGGCAACAUAUCGAAUCUGAACGAGAUAAUAAAAGUGUUUUAUCUUUGCUCAAUGGCUAUUGCGGUAAUGGCUAAAUUUGUGCGCAUUCGCUUAAAAAACAGUUCAUAUGUAGCAUUAUUCGCGCGUAUCCACGACGACGACCUGCUGCCGGUCAAUGUAUCUGAACUAGAGAAAUACACUCAAUCUUCACAUUUAAGCUGUAGAGUACGCAACAGUUACACGUAUCUUUCGUUAACAUCACUAUCGCUGAUUUUCAUUACGCAGAUUAUAUCGGAGCCUAGCGAACUACCUCUAUCUAUUUAUAUACCCAUAAGCGUGGAGAACUUUUGGUGCUAUUUAAUAGCAUAUUUGUUUCAGUUUAUUGGUUUAUCCCUAUGUUGUUUGCUUAAUAUAUCUUUCGAUUCUUUAAGUUCAUCAUUCUUCAUAUAUUUGAAAGGUCAGUUAGACAUUUUAGCAAAUCGGUUAGAAAAUAUCGGCACCAAUCUGUACGUGGAUGAUAAUAUGAUAAACCUACAGUUAAGAGAUUGCAUCCAACAGUAUGUAAAACUACGGAAUAUUACCGAAAUCAUGGAAGAGCUUCUAAGCAUUCCAAUGUCUGUACAAAUGAUCAGUUCGGUACUCGUACUUGUAGCUAAUUUUUACGCAAUGACGUUUCUAACCGACCCCAGUGAUUAUGUUACCUUCAUAAAAUUUCUAGUCUAUCAACUAUGUAUGUUAGCCCAAAUUUUUAUGCUGUGUUAUUUUGCAAAUGAAGUGUCGCUCAGAAGUGCAGAGCUAUCAUACUCUUUGUACUCGUCCGAAUGGACUCGGUGCAGUCAAACCAAUCGACGUAUGAUGUUAUUGAUGAUGGCACAGUUUGAUGUACCCAUUCGAAUCAAAACAAUAAAUCGUUGCUAUUCUUUCAAUUUGCCAGCUUUUACGUCGAUAGUCAAUUCCUCAUAUAGCUACUAUGCCCUGCUGAAGAAAAUGAAGGACUAAAUACAAUUCAAUAAAUUUGCAUGUAUGAAUGUCAAUAUAUAUGUAUAUACAAAUACAAAACUUAAAUAAAUUUUUGAAAAACUGUG
Molecule: messenger RNA, 2111 nt
Organism: Bactrocera oleae (olive fruit fly)
Lineage: Eukaryota; Metazoa; Arthropoda; Insecta; Diptera; Tephritidae
Gene: Or46a
Product: Odorant receptor 46a
Biological process (GO): sensory perception of smell; detection of chemical stimulus involved in sensory perception of smell
Cellular component (GO): plasma membrane
Molecular function (GO): olfactory receptor activity; odorant binding
Source: RefSeq, a predicted model, not a curated record